AUGAGGGCGACGCCAAAAGCUAGGCUUGAAGCUUUGAAGACGAGAUACGUGUCGACUCCAAAUAACCAACAGCUCGGAGAUGCAGCAAGCUCUGGGAAAGAAGACGUCAUGAAUCUAAUUCUCUCUCAUUUCCAUGACCUCGUGACCCAGAAAAACUCCUUGGAGGAUACUCCGCUCCAUGAGGCCAUUCGAAAUGAAAGGUUAAAUGCGACAAGAAUGCUGAUUUUCCUGAGAACAGACUUGGACAUUAUGUACUGGAAGAACAAGGAUGGUAUAUUGAAAGAAAAUAUAGAUAGGCUUUCAACGUUGCUUCACGUGAAAGGAGAAGAUAGGGCGACGCCACUGCACCCUGCUACAUCCGUUGGAAAUGUUGAGGCAGUACAGCUCCUGCUGAGUAAGUGCAGUUAUCUCGCCCUUCAAACUGAAAAAAACGGUUACUACUUGAUCCACAUCGCUUGCGAAGGUGGUAGCAUUGACAUAAUCCACGAGUUAAUGAAAAUGUGGCCCAACGUGGCAGAGAUGAAAAACAGAAAGGGUCAGAAGAACAAUGCGGUCCACCACAUACUCAAGGAAUGCAGCGAGCCCAUCAUCGAGAAGCUGGUCAAUUCAAAAGAUGUCGAUGGAAACACACCACUUCAUUUGGCAUCGAUGAACAACCAUUGCCAAGUCAUGCUCUCUUUGGUGAGGAACAAAAGAAGUGACGUCAAGCUUCUGAACAAUAACAAAAUGACCGCCCUGGAUGUGGCCCUGAAUCCCCAAAGCUGGAAGAUGCAAACGUUCUGUUACCAUGAAAAAGUUCUGGAGCAAGCAAGUCACCUCGUGCCGAAUGGAUCAAGGACCAGGUUGACACUAUUGCUCGUGGCCACACUGGUGGCCACAGUCACGUUCACUGCCGGCUUCACCUUGCCAGGAGGAUAUAAUGCUUCCAGUGAUCAACACCCAGGAACAGCAACCAUGCUGCACAACCGAGUGUUUCAGGUUUUCGUAAUUACCGACAAGUCAGCUAUGUACAGCUCCAUCCUUGCGGCCGUAGGCCUCUCCUGGGGUCACAGCAAUGAUUCCAAACUAGCAGAAGAAGCUUACCUCUCUGCAGGGCUACUAUUGUUGUUGGCUCUCGUCUUCAUGAUGGUGGCAUUUUGUGCAGCCGUAACGGUAGCGGUGAGCAAACUUAUAUGA
This is a messenger RNA of Eucalyptus grandis, 1176 nucleotides long. Its product is annotated as protein ACCELERATED CELL DEATH 6. Lineage: Eukaryota; Viridiplantae; Streptophyta; Magnoliopsida; Myrtales; Myrtaceae. The record is from RefSeq and is a predicted model, not a curated record. The transcript has 4 exons. Gene Ontology annotation, molecular function: protein phosphatase regulator activity; protein phosphatase 1 binding. Bases 1 to 1176 code for a protein of 391 amino acids. Gene Ontology annotation, cellular component: plasma membrane.